Molecule: messenger RNA, 1878 nt
Organism: Microdochium trichocladiopsis
Lineage: Eukaryota; Fungi; Ascomycota; Sordariomycetes; Xylariales; Microdochiaceae
Exons: 2
Coding region: 259-1545 (428 amino acids)
Biological process (GO): poly(A)+ mRNA export from nucleus
Cellular component (GO): nucleus
Source: RefSeq, a predicted model, not a curated record
CACCACAGGCAGGGACUACACUUUGCACCAAGACCUGAAGACACAGCUUGUGCACAUCAAUCUUUGCCUCAGUUUAUCCGUGCGGCGACAUUCACCGUCCUUUCACGCAUCCGGAUAACUUCUGCUCGUGUGGCAACGACCAUUUGAACACCAUACGUCUGUCGAGCCCAAGGCCUUGCCCAGGCGUUGUCGCCUACGAACCGAGACGGCAGUCGCCCUUCCAGCGAUCGAACUUCAGUUGCGCCAAUCAUACCAAGCAUGUCGGACAGAGACUCACCUGCGCCCGAGCCGGCGACCGAGACCCUUCACGACGGGGUUGACGAGGUCCCCGAGGAGAGCACCAAGGACCUGGGCGACUACGACACCGCGCGCGCUGGUGACUCAGAUAGAGAUUCCGAUGUCCUCUCCGAUGUCGACGAGGUCGACGAGGACCAGUUUGACGAGUACGAUGCUUCAGCAGCCAACAUCGAUGAGCGCCCGGUAGAGAUCGACGAGGAUGUGGCGCGGACGCUCAAGGCGUCCAAGCGGAAAGGCACGGCCACCAAGAAGCCCAAGGAAGGAAAGCGGGAGAAGAAGAGGCGGGAUCGCACAGAUGACGCCCUCGAUGCAGGCGACGCCGAGCUCUACAGUGGCAAGCGUGUACGGAAAGCCACAGCUGUCGCGGAGCCAGAGCAACCCGAGCCGGAGAAUGAGGAGGACCUGACGCCCGAGGAGCGCCGCAGGCGAGCCAUCGAGCGCGCCGCCCGCAAGGAGGUCAAGAAGCCCUCGCAAAGGCGGAAGCGCAAGGACGAGGAAGAUCUCGAGGACGAGCUGGACGACAUCAUCGCUUCGCUCAAGAUCCGCAUGGAGAGAGCCUGCGAGGCCGACAACGUUGCCCGUGGCGAGGGUCAGCCUGCUAUUCACAAGCUGAAGCUUCUCCCCGAAGUCAUGGCUCUGCUGAACCGCAACAACAACCAAGCCGCCGUUGUCGAUCCCGACACGAACUUCCUGCAGCACGUCAAGUUCUUCUUAGAGCCGCUCAACGACGGCUCCCUGCCUGCGUACAACAUCCAGCGUGACAUCUUUACUGCCCUGAUGCGCCUCCCCAUCGACAAGGAGUGCCUGCUGUCGAGCGGUAUCGGCAAGGUGGUCCUGUUUUACACGAAGAGCAAGCGCCCUGAGCUUGGCAUCAAGCGCAUGGCAGAGAAGCUGAUCGGAGAAUGGAGCCGUCCGAUCCUGAAGCGCACUCACGACUACCGAAAGCGCCACGUCGAGUCGCGUGAUUACGAUUACCAAGCCGCCAAGCUCAAGCAGGCCACGCAGAGCAGCCAGUUCACCCUGACGCAGAGACCAGCAGCCCAGAACGCCCGUGACGCGGAGCGCGAGCGCAUCCUGGCACCAACCAACACCAGCAACCGCGCCCGCGUCGUCGGUCUCCCUUCGUCCUACACCAUCGCUCCUCGCAGCACGUUCGAUGCCAGCAGGGGCCCGGAUCACCGACCCAUCGGCGCCAGCGGCAUGGAGGCGUUUAGGAAGAUGACGACCUCGCGCAAGAAGAAGGCGUAGAAUGGACGUGUCCGACCGCUUUGAGCGACUGCAGAGCUUCCGGGAGGUUACUGAUCGCCCGUCGUUAAUAACAACUCUGCUUUGUUUCUGAUCCUGAGCAAGGAAAAUUCGCUGCUCCCCUGCAGCACACCGGCAGGAAACGGGGGUAUCGCUCCUGCACGAAGCGUGUACGUGUGCGUGACACCACCAUCACCGCGUAACAUUUUUCGUUUUCUCGCGAUCACAUCACAACCAGCAGAACCAUUUGGCGUUGGAUCGGCGUUUUUCUUUUGCUCUUAGAUCAUACCGGGCGCGCGCGCGGUCUCGAGAAUGAAAUCUGUUCUUGACGGAUAC